AAUCUUUCUCUUUCCUUUUAACUUUACCUUUUCUCUUUCUCUUUCUCUUUCUCUUUCUUCCCAAUCUUUCUCUUUCUUUAUAACUUUACCUUUUCUCUUUCUCUUUUUUCUUUCAAAUCUCUCAAAUUUCACUUUCAAUUUUUUUUUCCUCACAUGUUUCUUACGUUUUUUAUAAGAAUUGUGAUCCACAAAAUGAGGAUAAUCGGAGUUGAAUGAAUAUUGUAGAUGAUUUUGGGUUGAUUUGUUGUUAAAGAAGACAUGGAGGAAGAGGUGCCGCGUGAUGAAAUAUUCAUUGUAAGAAAACUUUCAAGUUUGCACUACAUAUGUGUCGUUGCAGUGAUAAUGAGGGACUGUGGUUUGUCUAUGGUUACAUACGCAGAGUGUCUUUCUUAUGGUCAAGGCGUUCCUUCAGUUGAGUUCAAUCCCAACGUAUUUCGUACAAGAGAUGCUUCACUAUUGUGGAAUUACAACAUGAGGAAAAAAGAAGCAAAAGCUCAAAGUGACGACGAAGCGUCAUUGAGGCCUGUUAGAAAAAAUAAGAUAACUAGUGUCACAGAAGUAUUAGAAGUCAGAUGGUUGAUGAUUUUAUUACAUUGUGUAAUUGACAAGAUUUAACUGGAUGUUGAUAUUAA
Capsicum annuum is the source of this 632-nucleotide messenger RNA. RefSeq lists its product as uncharacterized. NCBI's taxonomy places the organism in Eukaryota, Viridiplantae, Streptophyta, Magnoliopsida, Solanales, Solanaceae. The transcript has 4 exons. The record is from RefSeq and is a predicted model, not a curated record. The coding region runs from base 259 to 615 and encodes 118 amino acids.